AGCAUUCUGGAGAAAGGGCAAGCGGAGGACAAGGGGCUUCUCCCUUGGUUGCCGGGAAGAAGGCAGUCCUCACAAUUCUUGGGAGCAGGGGAGCAUGCUUUAAAUGUACGGUGUGUGCAGAGUGCAACUUUUCCCUGCCUGUGUGUUGAGCUGCACCUGCUGAAAUUCCUUCAUCAUUCCACACAGCUGUUAAAGGCCCAAGAGCUCUGUUCUAUUUGGCAUUUGGUCUUGGGAGCUUGCAGCCAAACUCUGGAGAGGAGUAUUCUUGCCUGCUGUGUCAUCCACUCCUCCAGCCCUCUGUGGCAGGAACAGAGGGAAAGUUUCCUAUUGCUGUUGGUUCUUCCUCUCUUGUCGUUCUUUUGGGGCUCCUCCUGCCAUCUUUUUCUCUUCUGCUCCUUUUUCUCUCCCCAGGUAAUAUCCCAAGAAUGGAGCAUGACCAAAAUGGAGCUGGCCCUCAGCAACCACCACCUCCCAUAAGCAGCUCUGAAGCGCUGCCUACUGAGAACGGUUUAGAGAAACAAAGUGAAAAGUUGCCUCCGAGGCCUCUGUCCCCUGAGAACGCAGCGCAUUCUCAGCCUGAAAUAAAGCUGUGCGAUAUAUCUGAGGAGCUGAGCCGACAGCUGGAGGACAUUAUUAAAACCUACGGGUCAGCUGCCAGCCUGGUGGAGGAGAGAAAUGCUAAAGCGACAACAGACAGACCUGAGAAAGGAGAAUCCUUUAAUAAUGAGGAUGGAGAAUAUGAAGAUGCCCAUGACGAGGCUGAGAAGGAACAGGCAGCUUCUGGGGAUGCGUCUGGAUCAAAGGAAUCCAGCAGCCAGAAAGAGCAGAAGCUGGAAAAGAAAAUCCUGAAGGGACUAGGAAAAGAAGCUACCCUGCUGAGGCAACAUUUGAACAAGCUGAAUACCCCAGAAGAGAAGCUGGAGAUCCUGUUUAAGAAGUAUGCUGAACUGUUGGAGGAACAUCGUACUGAACAGAAGAAGCUAAAGUAUCUGCAGAAAAGGCAGGCACAGCUCACAAAGGAGAAGGACCAGUUGCAGAGUGAACACAGCAGAGCAGUACUUGCCCGAAGCAAACUGGAAAGUCUCUGCAGAGAGCUACAAAGACACAACAAAACCCUGAAGGAGGAGACCCUUCAGCGAGCAAGAGAGGAUGAGGAAAAAAGGAAGGAGAUCACUACUCAUUUCCAAGGCACCUUGAACGAUAUCCAGGGACAGAUUGAGCAGCAAAGUGAAAGGAACAUGAAGUUGUGCCAGGAGAACAGUGAGCUGGCAGAGAAAUUGAAAAGUAUCAUAGAUCAGUAUGAAGUCAGAGAGGAGCACCUAGAUAAGAUAUUUAAGCACAGGGAGCUUCAGCAGAAACUGGUGGAUGCCAAGCUGGAACAGUCGCAGGAAGUGAUGAAAGAAGCUGAGGAGCGACAUCAGCGAGAGAAGGAAUAUCUACUUAACCAAGCUGCAGAGUGGAAACUACAAGCAAAAAUGCUGAAGGAGCAAGAGACAGUUCUCCAGGCCCAGCUUGCUCUCUAUUCUGAACGAUUUGAGGAGUUUCAGAAAACCUUGACAAAAAGCAAUGAGGUGUUUGCCAGCUUCAAGCAAGAGAUGGAUAAGAUGACCAAGAAAAUGAAAAAGUUGGAAAAGGAUACAGCUACGUGGAAAGCAAGAUUUGAGAACUGCAAUAAAGCUUUAUUGGACAUGAUUGAAGAGAAAGCCAUGCGAGCCAAGGAGUACGAGUGCUUUGUAGUGAAAAUUCAAAGGCUGGAGAAUCUGUGCAGAGCUCUUCAGGAUGAAAGGAAUGUGCUGUACAAAAAAAUAAAAGAUGCAAAAUUCCCUGAGGAGAAAGAGGAGGAGGAGGAGGAAGAGGAGGAGGCAGAACCACCACCACAACUGACUGGACAGGACGAUGGUCUGAAAAAUGAGGCUAGUGUGAGCUCCUCUGUUGCAGGCCAGGCUGCUGCUGAGCUACCUGCCACUAAUGAGAAUAUUCUGAAGGAUCUGGCUGCAUCUUUCAUGGUGACCCAUCAUGAGGGAAUGCUCCCAAUAACCGCUAAUGUGGACGCACCUGAACCCCUGGGAGCCACUAAUGUAGAAAUGUCUGACAAACCGUGUAAUCUGCAAGUUUGUCCCCCGGAGCCAUUGCUCCCCAUGCCUCAAGACACAGAGAAUAUCUCCAUACAGCCAGCAGCAUCCACACCCACGGCAGAAAAACAUGAAGGGGACACGGCGAAACAACUUGCUCAGGGUCAUCCAGUUCUGCAGUUGUUGGAUGCUGACAUGGAAGGAGUCGAUUAGUAUUAAUGUGAUUAUAUUUAUUUCCCAACUGCCAUCCUUUCAUAUAUAUAUUUUUUUCCUAAUUAUGCGGCUUUAAAAUCUUCAGAGAUUUUCUCCUCAAAAUCGUGGGACGUGUCUUGUGUCUGUGACAUCGAGCCCCGUUGGUAGCAAUGCAUUUUCAGUUUGCCCACUUUUUCAUCAAAUCAAAGCAAAAAAAAGUGCUUUCCUGAAGUGUCACAAAAUGCAUGGCGUUUGCUCCCAUCAACCUGUUUUGAAAAUCCAUUAAGACUCCCUACUUUAAGAACGACAGCACUUUAAUUCAACGUGCUCUCACAAACACCUGAGUGUGUUAGUUUGGUCUGAGGUGCCACAAUGUCACUUCUAAAUAUAGGAAUAAAUGUUGCAUGGGGGAAGCAUACUUGGGGAAGUAGAAGCUGGAAAAGCAAUAAGGCGAGGGUCAAAUCUUAUUCCAAAGUAACUACUAAUUAGUCUAUGAUCUUCAAAACAUUUUUGUUUGGACAGAUUCUCCUGACUUCAAGCAAUUGUGUGUAUCCCUGGGACCCUGAUUCUUUUCUUUACCCCCAACACAAUCCUUUUCUCACAAGGAAGAAUAGUUGUCUAUGAUUCGCUAAUGAAGUAUUGGAUACAGAGAGUGAGAUAUGAAAAAUAGUUAAUGAGAUUAUACUUUUUUUUUACUGUAGGCUAGCCUACAGGCCUCUCAGUGUUGUUGGACUCCCAACGUGCAUCAGACUUGACCACUGGCCAUAUUGGUUGGAGCUGAUGGGAGUUGGAGUCCUACAGUAUCUGGAAGACCAUAGGUUAGCUGCCUCAACUGAACUAUUUACCUAUGUGCCUUGCUUUAAUACUUCACCCUAUGUCACUUACACUGUCACUAUUUCAACAAGUUUGGUCACAGCUGAGCAAUUUGUCGUUAAGUCCCAUUGAAUUAAACUUGUAACUGUGCCCUGGGUGGGCUCAUAGCUGCCAAGUUCUCCCUUUUUUAAAGGGAAAUUUCCUUAUGCUGAAUAGGCUUCCUCGUGAGAAAAGGGAAAACUUGGCAGCUAUGGGUGGGCUGCAUAACAUAGAAAUUGAAGGGGUGGUUUUUUCCCCCCUUGUAGGGUUGAAUUGAUUAAAUCUGUAGAAUUCUAGCCUGAAUUUGAUAAUUUAACUGUUUUGCUUGCUUAUCAGUAGUUUAAACACGGAAUUAAUACAGUUUCAAUACCUACUA
Molecule: messenger RNA, 3492 nt
Organism: Zootoca vivipara (common lizard)
Lineage: Eukaryota; Metazoa; Chordata; Lepidosauria; Squamata; Lacertidae
Gene: TXLNB
Product: taxilin beta
Molecular function (GO): syntaxin binding
Source: RefSeq, a predicted model, not a curated record